AUGUCAUAUAAGAAACUGCUGUGCCCUCACCAGAACAAUAUCCCCAGUUGUCCUGCUGUAAGCAUAGCUUCUUCGAAAGAACAAAGCCAUGGAGAAGUCAGUCCCUUCUUAGCACCAUCCAGUGGAUGGGACGAGACCCCACUGAUCUUCACCGUCAAACGAGAAAUUAAUAAGAGAGACAGAGGAGUACCCAAGCAGAGCUGGAGCUGUCUAUCCGCGGAACAGCGAGUGACAGAAAAGCCUCUCGGAUGUUACCCGGUAUACCCCGUGCACCUGGAGGCUAUAGGUACACACAUCAACAGACACGUGAGGACUCGGAACCAGCCCUCCCCCAGUUCCAAGAGAGAUCCUGUCCCACUGGGUCCUGCUGCGAGGCCUUCCACUGUCAUCGGGAUCUGCAGGGGAAGCCAGAUCUCCUGCGCCCCUUUGAGGGUCUGCAGGAGUUCCUCCGAGUCGCAGGUGGAGGAGACGAAAGCAGCCGAAUUGGGCGCUCCGGCCAACCCGGAUUCCCAAAGCGCCCUCCAGGGUGCGCCCGGAAAUCCAGUCGGAAGAGGCGCAGUUGCCAUGGCACCAGACCUCCCCAAGCAUCCUCAUCCCCUGGGGAAAAGGGGGCCCAGGGCAGAUGCCUCCCUCCCUGGCAAUCUGGCAGGAGCACCCCUUACUCAGUUUGCCGGGUCUCCCACCCAGCUCCCAUCAAAGGGGUUAAUCAAGGCUUGGUCUUGCCCCUCCAUGCGCCCACCCCAGCGCUUCCAGACGGCUUGUUCACAGGCCCCUCCCUGGCCGGGGGUGAAUGCUCGCUGA
Messenger RNA from Phyllostomus hastatus (greater spear-nosed bat), 801 nucleotides. It is a transcript of the gene CUNH12orf42, whose product is annotated as chromosome unknown C12orf42 homolog. The record is from RefSeq and is a predicted model, not a curated record. NCBI's taxonomy places the organism in Eukaryota, Metazoa, Chordata, Mammalia, Chiroptera, Phyllostomidae.